UCAGGCGGUGCUGGGCCGAGGAGGGGUUUUGGAGGGGUAGAGCUCGGUGCUUCUGUGGCUUGUGAUAGAUGUUCAUGGAGGAAACUCCGCUGGAGGUUUCUCUUCCUCUUUCCGUGAAGCCCCUCGCCUCACCUUUCCCGUCAGACUGCCCAGGUCUGCUGUCGGAUGCCAUGACAGAUGUUCCCGUGGAUAGCGCGGCUGCGGCCAGGACCUCUGCGCCCGAAGGGCUGACUCUUGCUGAAGAGGAGGAGUUGAGAUCUGAGCUCGCCAAGGUUGAAGAAGAAAUUGGUACUCUCAGGCAAGUUCUGGCUGCUAAAGAGAGGCACUGUGGAGAGCUGAAGAGGAAGCUAGGUUUGACUCCCUUGGAUGGGUUAAAGCAAAACCUGUCUAAAAGCUGGCACGAUGUCCAAGUCUCCAGUGCUUAUGUGAAAACAUCUGAGAAACUUGGAGAGUGGAAUGACAAAGUGACACAGUCUGACUUAUAUCUUUCAGCCAGCAGCACACUGGAGGACUGGAAUGAAAAAUUAACUCAAUCAGAAGCUUAUAAGAAGACCCAGGAAACCCUUUCCCAGGCAGGACAGAAGACUUCAGCAGCGCUUUCCAAUGUAGGUUCUGUUAUCAGCAGGAAACUUGGUGACAUGAGGGAAUUUCCUAUUCCAUUGUGGCUGGGAGUAUCCAAGUGGGCUCACCCGUUCUCGCAUUCCUUUAGCAGCUACUCCAUUCGCCACUCGAUAAGUAUGCCAGUGAUGAGGAAUUCUGCAACCUUCAAGUCAUUUGAAGAUAGAGUUGGGACCAUAAAGACUAGCAUUCGGGCAAAUGGCCUCUCAGAUAUGUGAAGUCUUUGCUACAUCCAGAGUGGUGGGCAGCAGGGAAAAUAGCACUGAAGGCCUCCACUCCCCCUCAGGAGCUGGAGACAAGCCUCCACAAGACAACGCUCCUUUCUAGACCUGCGAUGUGGCUUUGCACGGCUGUGCACAACUGUAAGAGUGAGCCCCCUCCCUCCCAAAUCUUCACAACAGCAACAACAUGCGAAUCCAAGAAGGGGCUGAGAGCCAGUCUGGAGAGAUCCAUCAUUCAUUCAUAGACACUGCUGCUGGAUCCAAGUCAAAUAAAGAGAAUGCAAAGUUUUGUACACAAAUAAUAUUUUACACUAAAGUUUGUAGAUUAAAUGUAUCACUGCUGUCCUUUUGGGAGAGCAUGUAAGAUGGAGUUUCCUUAAAGCAGCUCAGAAAUGCCACUGUUGCAGAUGAAAACAGUUUUCCCUUGUCUGACAUAACUUGGAACAGAUACGUUGCCCUGAGCAGCGUGAGGAGGGCAGCUACUGGAGAAGCCAAGUGCAUGGGCUUCUUAGCUUCAGCUUCUGGCUAUGUUCUCUGUUCAGGGCAUGCCAUGCAGCUACUCGGUGAGCUCCCAGGCUUCUCCCGUUACUGUUUUCUCUGGCUCUCAUUGGAGCAGUCUUGUAAAUGGGGUAAACAGUUGGGUUUUCUUCUGGGCUCCCAAAAGGAAAACUUCACUUAGCAGCUGCCUCGUUGUUACACUAAUGCUCUAGCUUUAACAAAACUAAAAAUCUUUAUUUUUAAAUGCAAUGAACUUUAAAGAAAUAAAGCUUAAAAAAAAAAAAAAAAAAAAAGGAAGCUUCGGCAUCAUAUUAGGGAAAUGCUCCCUUGGACUCUGAAACUGAAUUGCAAGCCUUACAUCACCUUAUGCUUUACUUGUUUAUGAUUUUUUUUUUUUUCUAUAGAGAAGACUGUAAGGGUUAUAAAGCUGGAUGUUGAGCACUGGAGUUUUGCAUCAUACAGUAGUAGCAGCAUGCUUAUAAGCCUGUUCUUGUGUUAGAAUUCAGUGGUGCACUCCAUUUCCUGAGUGUAUGAAACUUGCUUCUCCCUUCUCAGUUUAUGCCUUCGUUCUUGGAGGAAGAAUUUCUGAAGGCUGCUAGCAACAGGGCCAGAUUAAAAAGGCCAAAGCUGUCUCUAGCAAUACGGACACUAUGUUGGAGGGACUCUGCUCUGCUCUCUGUGGGCUCCUCCAUCUGGUACAUCUGACUGUGACUGGAUGGGUUUUUCAAUUGAAAGCCCCAGCUCUAAUCUUGGUUUACAAAACUGGCAGAGAAUCACAGAGCUCAACCAGUUCCCCCAGGGGCUGGACGUUUUACUCUUUUGAUGUCCAACUUCAUUGCUCAGGAGCUGAAAAAUUCCACGUUUUCUUUUAGAUGCCUGAUCUUAUUCUAGGCAAGGUGCCUCCACAUAGAAAUAUCUAGAGUGAGCAGUUCUGUGCCUUGGAGGCGAAGUGGCACUUACUCAGGUCUUUAGACUUGCUUAUGUACAUAUCUGGGUAGUUUUAGUGGUUUAUCACCCUGGAGGGACUGAUCCGUCUCUGACCCUUCUUUAGAGAAGCAAGUUUUGACACUUACCUGCUGAUUAAUCUCCGUUUCCCCCACCCCUGCUCCCCUCCCUCUGCAGACCUGGGGACGCGGGAUGAAAUAUUAGAAGGCAGAUGUACUAGGCAGUAGGUGGAGUGUAGAGUGUCAUUUACUGGCACUCCUUGUUUGACUGAAACUGGCCUCCCUGUGAGGAACAGAGCCAGUGAAACGGGGACUGCUGGAGCUUGGGUAUUGAACUGUUUCUCUAUAUGGAUAAAUAGUGAGGAAACUUGUCAAUAAAGCGUUCCUUUGGGAGAAA
Messenger RNA from Harpia harpyja (harpy eagle), 2678 nucleotides. It is a transcript of the gene TPD52L2, whose product is annotated as TPD52 like 2. Gene Ontology annotation, cellular component: cytoplasm. The record is from RefSeq and is a predicted model, not a curated record. Lineage: Eukaryota; Metazoa; Chordata; Aves; Accipitriformes; Accipitridae. The transcript is spliced from 12 exons. Bases 69 to 836 code for a protein of 255 amino acids.